AUGUCGACGACACAUUACACACGAGUGACUGAGCGCAUCGAUGCAGUCGACGGCUCAGCAAACCCGAACGCAGAUCAAGAGACGUUGGCGCCGCAGAAGGCGACGCUCCCGUUUAGACGCCACACUCGCGUGACCCUCGACAGAGCCGACGCCAUUACGGCUGUUAUCGCACCAGACAGACACUUGGACGGACGCUGGGGCUCUAUUUGUUACCACACGCUUCGCUCGUGCGUAGAUAACGUCGAAGGACGUCAUGGAGUCUGCAAGAGUCGCUGUGCCGAGAAUUCUGGGCACACGGACGAGGGCCUCGUGACUCUUUUCUUGACAGCUGAAGGCGACAUGCGCAGUGCACGGAGCAAUCUGAAGGCUCCUGCUGGUGGGCGCCACUUUAUCAGUGACGAGAACGGGUGUCACGUGUGCGAUGAACCGCAUCGAGCGGUUGUGAAAGAUCUGGUGACUUACUGUGAGCAAGUGCGACUGAAUCGGGCAACGGCAUUUGCACUUGGACUUGUGGAGAGCGGCGACUGCUCGUCGCUGGAUAUCACGACACGAUCGUUCGAGUAUGGCGUCUCGACACAGUCGCAGAUCUUCUAUGGUUCAGUCGCGCGACUCUGUGCCGUAGCAGUGGCCGCAGCAACAACAAGCUGA
Molecule: messenger RNA, 648 nt
Organism: Hyaloperonospora brassicae
Lineage: Eukaryota; Oomycota; Peronosporomycetes; Peronosporales; Peronosporaceae
Source: the annotation of a GenBank genome assembly